Molecule: messenger RNA, 1560 nt
Organism: Stylonychia lemnae
Lineage: Eukaryota; Ciliophora; Spirotrichea; Sporadotrichida; Oxytrichidae
Source: the annotation of a GenBank genome assembly
AUGAAAAAAUAAGAAAUCAAAGAAGGUUUGGUGCACUUAAGGAUAAAGCAAAAUCUUUUAUCAAUGAAAGAAUUUCAAGAUAAGAACAGCCUUCUUGAACAAAGCUUCGAUAAAUUAGGGGAUAAUGAAGAUGAAGUAGUUUAGACACUUGGGAUGCAAGAUUUUUACAAUAAAAAUAAACAAUCUUUGCUGCAGCACAAUUACUCUCUGUAAUGUUUGCAGAGUGAGUAAAGUGCCUAUAAUAAUUAAAAUGACAAUUUAUACUCUAGCAGAGCUGCUUCAUAAAGAUUUAAAACUAGAAGAAAUAAUGAUAAUUAAACUUAAAAGGAGGGGGUAGGUGAAUUUAACAAUUAUGAGAAUGCUCAUUAAAUGUUUAUUAAAAAAAUGAAGAGAGAUAACUAAUAAAGGAAGCUAUAAAGAGAUAAAACCAUUGAUGAACUAAAUAAAAACUCAAGAGAAGAAGAGGAAGAAAAAAUAAGAGAGAAUAAUGAAAGAAAGUAUUUAAUAAAGCAUUCUAGAUUUGACCUUGAGAAAUUCUUAGAAUUAAAGGAAAAAAUUAAGAGCAGAGAAAGAGAGAGAUCAUUGAAGAAACAAAGAGAAGAUAUGGCUGUGAAAGAAAUUCUUUAAAAAAAACCAUUAUUUUUAGAGAUGGAGAACUAGUACAAAAUACUGGUAGAGGAUCCUUAAAUAUAGUAAAGACAAGAGAAAUUACAAGAGUUGUAGUUCAUUAAAGACUUUAGUAUGCGAGGAAAAGAAAUUAAAGUUAAUAAAAUCAUUGAAGAAGAAUACAGAACUAAAGAGGAAAGAAUAAAGUUAGAGGAAGGAAAGAAAAAAAUACAUGAUAAAAUGAGAUUAUAUUUUGAAAAGGUUAAGGAGGUCAUUCCUAACUACUAUGUUGCUAAUAAAAAUCAACUUACUCCAAUUAUAUAAACUAAAAAGGAGAAUAGUAUUUAGCAGAGAUACGAUAGAAGUUUGAUUCUAGGUUCUGCAUCUUAAGCAAAUUUAUAGUCAAUCGAUUCAGAUUCUAAUUUGCAUAGUAAGAGAUUGCCAUCAAUAAAAAACUCAAUUUCAACAAGCAGAUAUAGAGGCAAUGAUUCCCAGGAUGAUAAUAUUUCAAGAAGUUAAAAAUAAUUAAGAACUAUUGUUUGGAAAAGCGAUUAUUCAAUAUAAAGAGAAGAGCAAUAGAAAAAGGAAUAAAUCAAGUCCUCUAUUUAAAAGAAAGACUAUCUUCGUGAAGUUCUUCAAUAAAAUAACAAUCUAGGUAAAAUAGAUGAAUCAGAUGUUUCAAGAUAUAUAAGAAGUAAGGACCUUUCUAGCAAGGAUAAAAUGGAGAUCGUUCAUAUGAAAGCUAAAAAGUUUGAGGAGCUUGCAAAGUUUGAAGAGAAAUACUUGGAACUGCAGGAUGAUCCACAAAAAGCAUUAGAAAAGUAGAUUGAAGUCAAUAAUUUGUAUAUGAAGAGUUUAAACGCUAAAAUUCAAAUGAUCAAUCCUUCAAGCGAUGAAGAGGAUGCCAAGCAAAAAUCUUUGAAUAAAUCAAAAAGUAGAAAGUAGUAUCAAUGA